Messenger RNA from Entamoeba nuttalli P19, 1266 nucleotides. RefSeq lists its product as hypothetical. The coding region runs from base 1 to 1266 and encodes 421 amino acids. The transcript is spliced from 2 exons. NCBI's taxonomy places the organism in Eukaryota, Evosea, Mastigamoebida, Endamoebidae. The record is from RefSeq and is a predicted model, not a curated record.
AUGAAUAACAGCAAGUACAAACAAUUUAAUGAUAAUAAUAAAAUAACAGAAGGUAGUUCAAAAUCUUAUUUGCUUCUUAGUAUAUUAUUUGCAAUUACUAUGUCAACAGGUUCAAUUUUAGUUUUAGUGAUAUUUUUUACAAAUAAUUCAAUUAUUAUUCCUCUCACAGAAAAAGUACCAAAUGGAACGUUUUGGAAACAAAAAUAUUAUUCACCUCAUGCAUAUCCAUUAUAUUGUGAUACACUCACCUGUCCAAUUCUUUCUUUGUUUUAUCAUCAGUCACUUCCAAACAAUGCUGUUCUUAAUAAUGAUAUUUCAUUAGCAUUAAAUAAUUCAUUAAUUCAAUCAAUUUCAAGGUCAGUUCCACGGUUAUUUGAUGGUCUCUACACGUAUCAUUAUAAUGAAACAGAACAACAAGGAUUGUAUGUCACAAUAGAGUCAAUUAAAAGUGUGUAUAGUAUUAAUGAAGCAAAGGAUUUACUUAGAAUUUCACCAGUUCUUUUAACAUUAACAGAUGCAGUCAAUAAUGUUGAAAUUAAUGGAUAUGAUUUUAAAAUUCCAGUUGAGUCUGGAAGAACAUUUCAUGUAACUAAUGACAUAACAAAUAUUGGAAUUAAAACAUAUUGUGUUGUUGGUUGGGAUGAUACAUUUGCUGGUGGAGGAUUUAUUAUUCAUGGAGGUCUUCAUUCACUAACAUAUUAUACUGGAAAUGUUUCUAUUGAAGUUGAAACAUCUGUAUGUCCCAAUUCAAGAGGUUCUGUAGAUUGGUUAAAUGACAACCCUUCACAUGACUAUAAGAAAAAUGAAUUGUAUGUGAAUUAUAAUGCAACAAAAUUACGAUGUUAUGAUUCAAUAUUUUGUGAUAAAACAGGUUUUUAUACAAUUAAAGUAAGAAAUGCAAUAAAUUGGAGACAAUACCAAGUUUUAUUUAAUCAUUUUAGUGAAGAUAAUAUAUUUAUAGAAACAAUUGAAUUUAAUGAAUUAUCACAAUAUGAAUUAGAAUAUAUCAUGGUUACUGAUUCUUGCUUUAUUAAAAAUGAUUAUUGCACAUAUAGUUUUUUGACAUAUUCAUCAUUUAAAAAGUUAAAAGAUAUCUUUGUCUCUCAACCAGAUAAAACUCAUAAACAAUAUUCAGUAGCAUUUACUGCAUUUAACUAUACAGUGUGGAAAGAUAGAAGAAAAGUUGAUCUUACAAAAGAAGUAAAAUUCAUUCCAAAUAUAUUUGAUGGAAAUAGUCUGAUCUUUGCACCACAACCAAAUAAAUAA